CGUGCUCAGCGCGUGCUUCACGGUUCUGUCGCACCUGGCGGAUGUCAUGGCAUUUUCUCUUCUCCAUUACAUCUUGUCGGCUCAUGGAUCUAUGGAGUCUACAAAUCAGUACUUUCAGCCCUGGAAGGAUUACAUGGGUCUGGCAGACAUGAUCAGAGGCAUGCAGCGGCCAGCAGAGCAGCCAGACGCGCUCCUGGAGUCUCCAAGCGGCCCGACGCGAGCGCACGGGACCCUGACGACAGAGAAAAGAGACCCGGAACGCGGCAAGAGCACCCGCAGCAACCCAUCCGAGAAGAAGUUCUGCAGCUUCUGCAAACACAACGGAGAGACCGAAGCCGUGUUCACCUCGCACUACUUAAAAGACCGCGCUGGAGACGUGACGUGCCCGUACUUGAGCCAGUACGUGUGUCCCCUGUGCGGAGCCACCGGGGCCAAAGCGCACACCAAGAGAUUCUGCCCGCUCGUGGACAAAACCUACAGCUCCGUGUACGCCAAAUCAACAUGGUGAACCGGACGUUU
Messenger RNA from Cyprinus carpio (common carp), 519 nucleotides. RefSeq names its product nanos homolog 3. Gene Ontology annotation, molecular function: mRNA binding; zinc ion binding. NCBI's taxonomy places the organism in Eukaryota, Metazoa, Chordata, Actinopteri, Cypriniformes, Cyprinidae. The record is from RefSeq and is a predicted model, not a curated record. The coding region runs from base 47 to 508 and encodes 153 amino acids. The transcript has a single exon. Gene Ontology annotation, biological process: oogenesis; negative regulation of translation. Gene Ontology annotation, cellular component: perinuclear region of cytoplasm.